Messenger RNA from Zea mays, 1403 nucleotides. RefSeq lists its product as uncharacterized. Gene Ontology annotation, molecular function: box C/D methylation guide snoRNP complex binding. The transcript has 7 exons. NCBI's taxonomy places the organism in Eukaryota, Viridiplantae, Streptophyta, Magnoliopsida, Poales, Poaceae. Gene Ontology annotation, biological process: box C/D snoRNP assembly. The coding region runs from base 662 to 1228 and encodes 188 amino acids. The record is from RefSeq and is a predicted model, not a curated record.
CUAGCCGGUAGCCGCCAUUAGGGAUCCCUAGCCGCCAUCGCCAGGCUCGCUCAUUCGCUCCACCUCGCGGCCGUCCACCGCCAGGCGCCAGGCUCGCUCCACCGCUCGGCCGUCCACCGCCAGGCGCCCAAGCUCCAGUCUCCACCGCUCGACAGUCCAGGCGUCCACCGCUCUACGACUCGGCAGUCCAGGCGCCCAGGAUCCACCGCUCGGCAGUCCAGGACUCCAGGCCGUCCACCGCCAGGCUCGCUCCACCGCUCGGCCGUCCACCGCCGCGCCCAGGCUCCACCGGGCCACCGCUCGGCAGUCCACCGGUCCACCGCUCUACGGCUCUACGCGACCAGCCGACCACCGGUCCACCGCUUGGCCUCCAGCAGAUCCCGGAAGCACCGACCAGGGUCCACGCUCCACGGCGAGCAGAAGCAGACAGCACAAGCGCACAGCACAGGCGCGCGCACAACAGUGACGGCGAGCAGACAGCACAGGCGCACAGCCUCUGCACAUCCGCGGUCCGCGUCCGACCGUGCAGCCGCGCAGGCCCCGCACCUUUUAACAAGUUCCAGUCGUGGCGCCGAGCCCUACUCCUCCUCCCGCCGCCGCAGACUCUUCCUCGCGACUCGCCGCUCGCCCGACUUUCCGAGCUCCGACACCAAGGAGCACCAUGGGAGAGUCGAGCAAGGAGCUCCUGGACCUGCCCUCCGACCCCAGGCCUCCCGCCUCCUUCAUCGAGUCGCUUCUCGCUGGCAGGGAGCAGCAGCAGCAGGAUAAGGAGGGAAAGCGUAAGUUGGGGGCGUCCACUGAUCCCCUGCCCAAAAGCCAAGUUAUCGGGAAAGUGAAGGAUUUCUUGGGGGAGAUUGCAAGGGCCAACCAGAAGUUGCAGCUUGAUGCACAGAACAAGCCUCCUGUGGAGUACGAUAUUGAAGCCCUUACUGGGAACGAGGAGGAAUACAUUGAGAUGGAUCUGCUUCUAGGUGUCGCUGAUCUUCAUUCAGAGCAGGCUGUGGAGGCAGCUGAAGCAACAAUAAACGGCCGCCAGACUUCAGAAAUGUCAUUUGCUUGCAGCUCAUCUGACUCGGAAGAUGAUAGUGAUGACAGCGAUGAAGAUGCUGAUGACAAACCUCUCACGUCUGACAAAGAUAAUAAAUGUAAAAGUCCUGAUGAUGCGGAGAUGGGUCCAGCGAAAGGAAAGAAGCCCAAUAAAAGACAGAAAAUUGUUGUUCUCAACUAGUACCCUUGUCUUCUGUACACCUAAGAACAAGGGCUGGAGCGCAAGUGGUGAAUGUGUUGGCCUGGUAUUAUCAGAAGUUACGGAGGGACUCUCUCUGUUCUUUUUUAUUUGUCACGGUUUAGUUUAAAAAUGAACGGGCGACAAAUAUUCGAGAAGGGAGGUUGUAUUUUUUUCA